UCAGAGCCCUUCUUUCUGACAGGGGCCAGGGGUAGUUAAGGUAUUCGAGAAAAAACCAUGACUGGUCGUAGACGGUAUUGUGAUAUUCUGACACUAUCAUUUUGUUAUUUGCCAAUAAUCUAGUUUCUUGUUUAUAUGACUCACCUGUGUUGGCUGUUUCUUUGAUUUUAUUGGCUCUUCUUCUUUCUUCCUCUAGUUUUUUCCUUUGAGUCUUAUAUCUGGAGGUCAAGUUUCAGAUCCACCAGGUCUUUCAGGUCUCAUCAUCCCCACCAGUAAUGUCUUUCUCCUGAUAGUAUUAGACUAGCAGAAUAGUUUCUUCUUUCCCUUUCUUGAAGAUGGACAGGGAAGACACAUCUGGCUUUGUGAGUGGCGGAUGUUUAUUAUCUCUUGUCAUGUGCUAAGUGGUAGUUUUUGGGAGCUCUCUAUCUACUACACCCUUUUCAUCAAUAUGAGUGACAACUCUCUUACCCUCAACUCCCUGGGAGACUCUCAAAGCCAUUUUUGCUCUGAUGUCUCUAACUGCACUGAUGAUAGCUGCCGCUUGGUCCUUGGAUUAGGUCCAACAUCAGCUUCAUACUGUUAUGGUACUCAAGAACUCGCAUCACGAGGUGGUUCACUUCUGCAACUUGGUCUUCCAGACACUCUCAGCGGACUUGAUCCCUCAUCGUCUACAUAUACUAGCAGACAAUGUGUGGUUCCUCCUGUUGAUGAAGGUUCUUCUUCUGCAAAGAGAUCAGGUGGUUACAUGCCAUCACUUCUGUUGGAUCAUUCACAAGUGAGUCUAGAGUCAUCCUUCUCUGUACAACAGAGGAGUUACAACCCCAAGAAGUGCAAUUUCUUGGGAUGUAUGAAGGGAGCUAGAGGAUCUUCAGGGCUCUGCAUCAGCCAUGGAGGAGGAGGAGAGAGAUGCCAAAAGCCAGGCUGCAACAAAGGCACAGAGAGUAGUAAAACCACUUUCUGCAAAACACACGGUGGAGGGAAGAGAUGUGAACACUUGGGAUGCACGAAGAGCGCCGAAAGAAAAACAGAUUACUGCAUAUCUCACGGUGGUGGAAGACGCUGCGGGUUCAUCAAGGGGUGUGACAAAGCAGCACGUGGCAAAUCAGGUCUCUGCAUAAAACACGGUGGUGGCAAGAGAUGUGUUAUAGAAAGCUGUGCGCGAAGUGCUGAAGGACAAGCUGGUCUUUGUAUAUCUCACGGCGGUGGGAGACGCUGUCAGUUUUCUUCAGGUUGUGAUAAAGGAGCUCAAGGGAUUACUAACUAUUGCAAAGCACAUGGAGGUGGGAAACGCUGUAUAUUCUCAGGGUGUGGUAAAGGAGCAGAAGGGAGUACUCCUCUGUGUAAGGCGCACGGUGGUGGGAAGCGUUGUCAAUCUGAAGGAGGUGGGAUUUGCUCUAAAAGUGUGCAUGGUGGGACUAACUUCUGCGUUGCUCAUGGUGGUGGGAAGAGAUGUGUUGUGUCAGGGUGUACUAAGAGUGCUCGUGGUCGCACUGAUUGUUGUGUUAAGCACGGUGGUGGGAAACGGUGUAGGGUUGGUGAGUGUGGGAAGAGUGCUCAAGGGAGUGGUGAGUUGUGCAAAGCUCAUGGUGGUGGGAAGAGGUGUUGUUGGGGAGGUGGGGAGUGUGAGAAGUUUGCUAGAGGGAAGAGUGGUUUGUGUGCUAAGCAUAAUAGUGUUAAGGAGAAAAGAGAAGAUGGUGGAAGCAAGAGUGGUUUGAUUGGACCGGGGCUGUUCAGUGGUCUUGUUGUUGGUUCUAGUUCUGAUCAUUCUCAGUCUGAAGUUAGCGCUAUACAGUUGGAGAAAAGGCAGAAGAUGAUGAUACCUAUGCAGGUUCUUGUGCCUUCAUCAAUGAGAUCUCUAAGUGGUUCACAUGAAGGAGAAACAAACAUGUUUGACUUUAUGAUUCCGGAGGAGAGAGUUCAUGGUGGUGGGAUGAUGAUGUCUUUACUUGGUGGUAGCCUGAAACAACCUUCCACUGAUGGAAACUGAGAGCAUUCUCUUUGUAAGUGUAACAUGCUCAGAACAAACUUCUGUAAAGCUGUAAAUAUGUGUGUUGCAACUGGUUAUGUUGCUCUUUUGUUUUGUCAACUAAACCCAAGCUUAAACCGUAUUUGAACCGAAUUAAACCGGUCUAAACCAUAUUCCGUGGGGCCUUUUGUGGGCUUCUUCAAUUGUCAAACCAAUUCGAAAAUAUUAGUUUUUGAUGAUAAAAAUAUUA
Molecule: messenger RNA, 2216 nt
Organism: Brassica rapa (field mustard)
Lineage: Eukaryota; Viridiplantae; Streptophyta; Magnoliopsida; Brassicales; Brassicaceae
Product: probable WRKY transcription factor 19
Source: RefSeq, a predicted model, not a curated record